CUUCUCAGACCAGCUGAACACUGAGGACUAGGCACCUGCACUCAUCUGGGACUGGGACUUCACUUCCUCUUGACUUUUGCAAAACCUCUUCUCAGAUUUUUCACCUGGAAGGCAGUGCAAUAGGAUGUGUUUUUUUUUUUUUUUUUUUUUUUUUUUUAGUUUAGUUUAGUUUUUUUAGUUUUUAGUUUUUGAAGAGUAAAAGCUUAGUUUUAAUCUACAAGUGUCAUAUGCUUGAAGGGAUUGCAUCAAACACCCUGCGUGAUGACUGACAUGGGAAUGUGGUGCGUUUCAUGGCUCAUGGCAUUUGCUCUGAUUUCAGCAGCUCCAAAAUCACACCAGCGAGUUCUGGAGAUGACAAAGGAACAAACUGACACUCUACCAUUGGAAAUGGAUAAUCAAGAACAUAUAUUAAGUCAGCUGCUGGGUGAUUAUGACAAAGUGAAAGCGCUUUCGGAAGGCUCUGACUGUGGCUGUAAAUGUGUUGUCAGACCUUUGAGCGCGAGCGCAUGCAAGCGGAUCCAUGAGGGUCACGCGACGCCUCAGGAUUUCUACACGGUGGAAACCAUCACAUCAGGACCUCACUGCAAAUGUUCAUGCAUCGCUCCACCGUCAGCUGUAAACCCAUGUGAGGCUGACUUUAGGUUGAAGCGGCUGCAACAGGCUGGGAAAGAUAAUAUCAAGCUGUCCACGGUUCUGGAGUUGCUGGAGGGUGCCUUCUAUGGCAUGGACCUACUGAAAUUGCAUUCGGUCACCACAAAGCUUCUUAAUCGCGUGGACAAUAUUGAAAAAAUAGUCUCCAAAAACCAGACUGAGGAGAGGUUAAAAACAAGAAGCACCUCUCCAAAUCCACAGCUGCCCACAUCCUCACCUACAACUCCACCACCACGACUGCAGGAGAAGAAAAACAGCCAGAGGGAUCAGAAGGAUGAGGCAGCUGCUUUUCAACACAUAGAGAGUAAGUAUGAGGAAAGACUUCUUGGAGAUCUUCUGAAGAGGAGUGAAUCAGACCUAGACAAGGCUGUUGCAACCUUGCAAGAACAAGAGCAUCAUGGGAGGGAGAAGCAUCCAAAAAUAAUUGUUAGGGGGAUGACAUUUUAUAAAUCUGACCAAGUGGAAGAGGCAGACACAGAGGAGAACUUAGAUGAGAAUCUCAGUGGUGAUAGCCCAGUUGACCUAUUUGCUGAUGAGCAACUCCUUCAUCACAAAGCUCACCACUUCAAGCCUGUCAUAAGAGCAUGGUCUGUUCCACCUAAACCCAAGACUGAAAUUUCAAAAGGGGGAACUGCACGAAAUAGCUUUCAGUCUCCAUUCACUGGACUAUCAGACUCUGCCCUGUCAAUUAAGAGACCUUCUGACACAAUAUCCGUUCUGGCUCGAACCACUCUUUCCACCACAGGAGAUGAUAAAACCACACCAACACCUGGUGCGGUGGAUAAUUUGAUGGUUAUGAAGUCUGAGGAACAGACCAAACCUCAGACCAUCAUCAAAAAUAUGGAGGAAACAAGCACCGAGGAGCCCUCAACUCCAUCUGUAAGACAGGCUCAAAACAUUUUGGUCAGGUCAUCCAAUCUGAGCCACAUAAGGACACAUGAGUCAGUCACAGCAGCUGUUGCAAAAGUAAUGACUACUGUGCCAACCAUGACAGAUAUUAUUACCAAGGGGACAACUAAAGGUGCAAUUGUGACCAAACAAAUCUUGAAAAAAGACGCCCCAAAAACCGUUAAACCUUUGUUUUCAAUUGAGAGUAUAACUCAAGAGCCAACUACUCAUAAGCUACCUGCCACCAUUACAGAAUCUAUUUCCAACACAUUAACAGCAACAGAAAUCACUUUGGGAUUACCUGCUGACAGAAGAGAAGCUACCACCUUGGUUUCAACACCACAUAUUAGUGAAAGUAAGAUAGACUCCACUUACUUACUCAAAAUGAAUCCUGAACAGACUUUUACCUCCAUGGCGUCUUUGUUGACAACUUCUUCGCCUACAACAACUACUACAACAACAACAACAACCACAAGCAGACCUGGAAAACGCAAGUAUAGUAUAAGUUGGGAUGAAGAGGAAGUCGUAGAUGUAGAGGAGAAGAUGGACAGAGGAACAGCUGUGAAAACUGUGGUGAAAGAGAACUUUAAGGAGCAACCUCAAAAGAAGCCAGGAAUGUGUAAGGACACCUUGGCCACAAUCGCAGAGCCUGUCACACAUAAUACAUAUGGUCGUAAUGAAGGUGCUUGGAUGAAAGAUCCACUGGCUCAAGAUGACAAGAUAUAUGUCACAAACUAUUACUAUGGCAACAACCUACUUGAGUUCCGCAACAUGGAUAUCUUCAAACAAGGUCGUUUUACUAAUUCAUACAAGCUGCCUUAUAACUGGAUUGGCACUGGCCAAGUGGUCUACAAUGGUGCUUUCUAUUACAACCGUGCAUUCUCUCGAGACAUUAUCAAGUAUGACCUCCGGUUGCGUUAUGUGGCUGCUUGGACCAUGCUGCACGACGCGGUCUUUGAGAACGAUGAUGUGUCUGCAUGGAGAUGGAGAGGAAACUCAGAUAUGGAUCUGGCCAUAGAUGAGAGUGGACUUUGGGUGAUCUACCCUGCUCUGGAUGACGAGGGCUUCUUGCAGGAAGUGAUUGUCUUGAGUCGACUGAACCCCAACGAUCUGAGCAUGAAGCGUGAAACCACUUGGAGGACUGGGCUCCGGCGCAAUCGCUAUGGCAACUGCUUCAUCGUAUGUGGCGUUCUUUAUGCAACAGAGAGCUAUAAUCAACACGAAACCGAUUUGUCUUAUGCCUUUGAUACCCACACCAACACUCAGAUGAUCCCUCGCUUGCCUUUUAGCAACAACUAUACUUACAUCACUCAGAUCGAUUACAACCCCAAAGAGAGGGUGUUGUAUGCCUGGGAUAACGGACAUCAGGUCACUUACAAUGUUCAAUUUGCAUAUGUAGACCCACUGUAGACCAAGAUGACAAAGUGUGUGUACUUCUUUUGCACAAAAAAAGAUGUUGUCAGGAGAAACUUUAAAUGUGUUAAAGUGGAUUGUAGAUCAGUUCACUCAGCUAUUCUUAUCAAUUUGAUGUAGUUUAAUGUUUAUUUUAAUAUGCUGUUGGUGCUGUUUUCAAAGUGCAAAAAUGACCUCAAAAUCCUUCUGCACCCAUAUUUUUAAUUAUGUCAAAAACUAAAUAUCAAAUUUAAUUUGUGGAAUUUUUCAAUUAAUAUCUCCCAAACGUCACAGCUUUGCAUUGAGUACAAUUUCUUUAGAUUUAGUUGAUGCUUGCUUUUGCACUAUGAAAACAGACCUCUUUAUUUUUUUGAUCUGUACCUCUUGUAAGGCUGGCAGAUUUAUGAAAACGUGUUGAGGUGUUGUAUUCUUAAAUUUAGUAGAAUACAUUGUAUAUACUGUAAGAUAAAAGAUAAAACAUGGGAUUAAUUGAUGAAUGUAAAAUAAAUACAAUUUGUAUUUUCAUAAACAUCUAAUUUUUUUUUUUUACACACUUUCACUUGCAAAUACAGUUUGCAACUUUGUAUCAUUUAAGUAUAAACAACAGUAGAAAUGCUGGGCACAUUUUCAUUGUAUCAGUACUUUUGAUACAUUUUAUAAAGAGUCUUUACUGUUUGUAAUCUUGUCAUGUUUUAAUGCAUAUUUUGUAUUUUUGCAAUUUCAUUUGCAACUUUUGUAGCACUUACCAAACAAACGUAAAUCUCUGUUCGACUAAGAAAAUGACUGCAAUUAAAUAUGAGAUGAAAAACAA
Molecule: messenger RNA, 3742 nt
Organism: Myxocyprinus asiaticus (Chinese sucker)
Lineage: Eukaryota; Metazoa; Chordata; Actinopteri; Cypriniformes; Catostomidae
Gene: olfml2ba
Product: olfactomedin-like 2Ba
Exons: 8
Coding region: 262-2949 (895 amino acids)
Biological process (GO): signal transduction
Source: RefSeq, a predicted model, not a curated record